GCGGGGCCAACGAACCCACGUGAUGCGGAAAUUUUCCCAUGCAACCUUUUUCUUUUUUUUCUCCUCCAUCCGCAUCAUGAUCUUUGAAUCCAGGUCUGUUCUUUGCAGAAUUAACCGGGAUUAUUUCGAAAGACUGUUCGGGUUUCUGCUAUUGGGGGCCCUCUCCUCACACCCCCCCUCUGAUUUGGUGUUUGAAGCUCCAACAACAGUGAGGAAACUGAAGGUCAUUUAUUUACCCAUCAGCUGGAUGACUGUCAACAACAUCCUCACGUGAAAAAACAUCCUCAAAGAACAUUAAAAAAACAGAAAAGAAAAAAAUCAGGCACUAUUGCCCAACACAACAGCUCCUGCUUUCCUGAUCCAUCCCCUCCGUUUACUGCUCCUGACCCCGCCUCCUGUCCUGUCAGCUGCAGGUUGACCAUUAACCUCACACACUGAUUGCAAACACUUCUCCUUUUGGCAGCCGUUGCUGCACAGCCGGAUCCCAAAGCAAAGUUCAGUGUCAGAGGAAGAGCCGGAGGCUGCAGCCAUGGCGAAAGCGAGCUAUGGAUACUACAGAAGCACCAUAUUUCUUGCCAUGUUUGUGGGCUACACGCUCUACUACUUCAACAGAAAGACGUUCUCCUUUGUGAUGCCUUCUGUGAUGCAAGAAGUUAAGCUGGAUAAGGAUGAUUUGGGCAUGAUCACCAGCAGUCAGUCUUUGGCCUACGCUAUCAGCAAGUUCAUCAGCGGCGUGCUUUCAGACCAGAUCAGCUCUCGCUGGCUCUUCUCUAUUGGUCUGUUCAUGGUGGGGGGUAUCAACGUGGUCUUCUCCUGGUCCUCCACUGUGGCCGUCUUCUCCACCCUGUGGUUCUUCAACGGCCUGGGUCAGGGUUUGGGAUGGCCUCCCUGUGGGCGGGUUCUGCGCAAGUGGUUCGAGCCCUCCCAGUUCGGGACGUGGUGGGCCAUCCUCUCCUGCAGCAUGAAUCUGGCCGGCAGCUUGGGCCCGAUUAUCGCCACGGUGCUGGCGGAGAGCUUCAGCUGGAGGGCCAUCCUGUCCACCUCUGGGAUGACCUGCGUGGCCUUCUCCGUCGUGUGCCUGCUGGUCAUCAAGAACGAGCCGAAGGACGUCGGGCUGCCGAACAUCGAGGCAGCAGCCAAGAAGAGCAAAGGAGGCUCGUCCAGCGAUGAAAGCACCCUGUCGGAGUUCCUGCUGUCUCCGUACCUCUGGCUGCUCUCCGUAUCCUACCUGAUUGUGUUUGGGGUGAAGACGGCCUGCACCGACUGGGGCCAGCUGUUUCUCAUUCAGGACAAGGGCCAGUCCACGCUCAUGGGCAGCUCCUACAUGAGCGCCCUGGAGGUCGGAGGCCUGGUGGGCAGCCUGGCAGCCGGUUAUUUCUCUGACAAAGCAGUCGCCAAACAAGGGUUGAGAAUCUACGGGAACCCUCGCCAUUUCCUCUUGAUCUCCAUGAUGGCUGGGAUGUACGUGUCCAUGUACCUGUUCAGAGUCACCGUCACUCCUGACAGCUCCAAGGUGUGGAUCCUGAUUCUGGGGGCUGUUUUCGGUUUCUCUUCUUACGGACCGGUAGCGCUGUUUGGAGUCAUAGCGAUCGAGAGUGCCCCAUCCAACUUCUCUGGAACAUCGCACGCCAUCGUCGCCCUGAUGGCCAACGUUGGUGGCUUCCUCUCUGGGUUUCCCUUCAGCACCAUAGCCAAGCACUACAGCUGGGAAACGGCCUUCUGGGUCGCAGAGGUCAUCAGUCUGAUCAGCACCGUUGGAUUCUUCCUGCUGCGCAACAUCCAGACUAGGAUGGGACGCGUGGCCAAGAAGGCCGACUAACAUCAACCUACUUCAGCCCGUAUCCUGAGGAAUACGUGUUUUUUUUUUUUUGUUUUUUAGUACCUCAGUAUUUUAAAUGACUGCACAAGCAGGAUUUCCCUCUGGAGACGCCUCAGAAGAAAUCCUGUUUAUAAAUGUUAUAGCAACUAAUUAUUAAUGCAAAUUUAAAUUUUGUCUUGUAACUUUUUUAUGUAUAGUUCUUAUAAUUUAAUGCAAAAACCUGAUCAAGCAACACAUGCAAUAAACCACGCACAAUACAUUUCCACACACUUUAAUCUGUCAAAUAUUUACAAAAAAAAUGUAUUUACAUCACCAAAAAGAACAAGCAAAUGCACUUUUCCCAGGAUCUUUCUCCUCUUAUCCGGUCUAAGAACCAGCUCCAAAGUUCCCAGCUUUCUCUGCAACCUCCAGAGCACUUUUCAGGUUCUGAUCAAAGAGUUCACACCUGCCAACAGAAACAGCAGCAGUGAGGAUGGAACUGUGAAGUGAACGGAGAAGUGAAGAACACUGCUGUUAGUUACCGGAUUGGCAUUUCCAGGGAGUAGAACGGGUUCUUCAAAGCAAAAUCGGAGUAGAGCUCGUAAAUCUUCCUCAGUAACGCAUCGAUGCCCGACUGACGAGGAUCAGCCAAAACUAUAAACUUUAUUCCUGGGGGAACAAAGAUGAAACGACAGAAUUGUAUUUUGAGUAGAUUAAAACCAAAAUGUGCCAUAGAGUUUAAAACACAUUUAUAUGAUAGUUUUGUGUUGUGUUGUUCAUAUAAAUGUGUCUGUGAGUUUCUAGCACAAUCAUUCGUGGAAGAGAAAAACAAGACACUAACCUAGACAGAAGGGACAAUAAAACUUUCUAAACAUGUGA
This is a messenger RNA of Oryzias melastigma (Indian medaka), 2677 nucleotides long. RefSeq names its product solute carrier family 37 member 4a (gene slc37a4a). The record is from RefSeq and is a predicted model, not a curated record. Gene Ontology annotation, molecular function: glucose 6-phosphate:phosphate antiporter activity. NCBI's taxonomy places the organism in Eukaryota, Metazoa, Chordata, Actinopteri, Beloniformes, Adrianichthyidae. The coding region runs from base 530 to 1819 and encodes 429 amino acids. The transcript has 9 exons. Gene Ontology annotation, biological process: phosphate ion transmembrane transport; glucose-6-phosphate transport. Gene Ontology annotation, cellular component: endoplasmic reticulum membrane.